AUGCUCCAAUUGCCGGAUCGCGCAACGAAGAUUGACCAGAUCGAAGAGCGACUCGGCGGCAUCGAGCAGCUUCUUCGAAAUCUCAGCACCACUGGCAUCCAGAGGGGCUCUGAUCUCCCUCUCCAUGAGCCUCCCGCCGCAGCUGGGUUGACGCCAUCAGUAGCCGGGGACACCUCAAGCACGGCGUAUGACCGAGACGAGCUCGACUCGGCCUUUGAGGGAAACUCUUCUCUCACUGCUCACACCGUCUUUGCAAGCGAGUUUCUUGAGCACGCCGUCGAGCGUACCUCGCUGCGUGAUCUAAGUCCCAACAUGCAAGCAGCAUUAAACUCACUUCAGCAAAUUGUAGGCAUGCAGAACAAGGCCUCGAUAUCUCACGAGGUCCGCUUUGCAAACCAGAAGCCUCUGCCAAAGGGCAACUUCCGGGAGCUGCCCAUGCCUCCUCUACAAGCCGUCAUCCCGGUGCUACGAGAGAUCAAAGAAGAUUUCUCGCAGGCCACUUUCAUCAUCGUCAAUGCCGGCCUAUACUACUUGUUCCAGGAGAAAGCAGUCCUCGCGGAAAGCGAUGCCGCCGUCCACGAGUACACAAACUACUACGAGCUGUGUCGGGACAAUGUGGAGACGGGUCUUGCGAAUCUCAAUCUUUUCAUGGCUGCAAGCAUGGAGAAUAUUGAGGCGCUGCUACUUGGAGCAUCAUACGCAAUAGAGGUCUCGCGGCCAUCAUUGGCUUGGCAAUUAAAUACGACUGCCGCUCAAUUGUGUCAAGCCCUAGGGUAUCACCGAGCCAUCCCGAUGGCAACCAACAAUGCGAGCGGAGAGAUGGGCGUGAAUGACAAGAAGGCCAUUCUAUUCUGGUUCACCUACAUGCUCGAUCGAGGCUUGGCACUGCGAUUAGGAAGGGCUCCUAUCAUCCAGGACUUCGAUAUAACACUACCUCGAAAGAUCGGCAAAGUCAAUGCGCCUGACUUCUGGAAGCAAAUCCUUCAACUCUGGAUUGGCCAUGCAGAGAUCCAGGGUCGGAUAUAUGCACAGCUUUACAGCCCGGGAUCAUUAUCACGGCCUGUCAAUGAACGUAUAGAGUCCGCACAGGUACUGGCAGAAGAGUUGAAGAGGAUUGCUAACGAAGCUGCAAUAAUACGGACCGAGGCGUCCGCUAAUCUGGACACUUCAAAGGCCACAGUGACCGAGAUGGUCAUGAAAUCGGAUGAAGUGUCUUUCCUUUCCUCGUUAACUCUGGUCUAUCGGGCGAUCCCCUCGGUGGGAGGCUUCCCGGGGACUUUCAGUCCCGAAUGUAUCGGCACGGCGCGGGCGGCCAUGCAAACGCACCAGGACUGUAUGAGACUGAUGGGCACGAACUCAUGGGUCGCCGCCUCCUACAUUCACUGGACCAUUCUGUAUGCUCCGUUUGUCCCCUUUAUUGUAAUCUUCUGCCACAUAAUUGAAACAUCCAACAAUGUCGAUGACCUCCACCGCCUCAAAGAGUUCAUAGCCUCAUUACAACCCACAUGUGAGGUCUCGGAGGGUGUCGAAAAGCUUCAUCGACUCUUCCAGGUCCUUUACAACGUUGCGCUUUUAUAUGUAGAAGCGAAGGGGCAGCAGGACCAAGAUAUGGCGCCGAUCGGAAAUGAGUUUGAUGUCUAUCUCAGCGCCCUUGGCUUCAUGCCGGUGGAUGAGAACGGCCAAACUGCGGGUAUUGACGCGGCUGUGCCGCCGGCAGCCGCGGUCAACCAGACGGCGCAAUUGGGUGAUUGGUUCUCAGGUAAUCGGUACAUGGUCAAUCUGCUGGAAGAAGACCUGUCGCAGUUUAAUCCCACUGUAUGGACGAGUGGGGUAUAA
This is a messenger RNA of Phaeoacremonium minimum UCRPA7, 1836 nucleotides long. RefSeq names its product putative fungal specific transcription factor domain protein. Gene Ontology annotation, molecular function: zinc ion binding; DNA binding. The record is from RefSeq and is a predicted model, not a curated record. Gene Ontology annotation, biological process: DNA-templated transcription. The transcript has 5 exons. Bases 1 to 1836 code for a protein of 611 amino acids. Lineage: Eukaryota; Fungi; Ascomycota; Sordariomycetes; Togniniales; Togniniaceae.